Molecule: messenger RNA, 2151 nt
Organism: Amaranthus tricolor (Joseph's coat)
Lineage: Eukaryota; Viridiplantae; Streptophyta; Magnoliopsida; Caryophyllales; Amaranthaceae
Exons: 6
Coding region: 335-1564 (409 amino acids)
Biological process (GO): endoplasmic reticulum tubular network organization
Cellular component (GO): endoplasmic reticulum tubular network
Source: RefSeq, a predicted model, not a curated record
UUUCCCGUCUUUACUUGCAAUUUCCCUCCCGUUUCGCGUUUCUCCAUUUCGCCAUUUUUCUUCUGCCACUGUUCUUCCAAUUUCUAACUUUUGUUCGCUAUUCUCUUUGUUUAAUCCUAAUCUCAACAAGUUCACUACUGCUAUCAAUCAUUGUCGCGAUUUUCCCUGUGUAAUUUAUUCAUUGAUUUCCUAUAUUUGAAGCUGGCGCUGCUUUUUACGGUAGAUCCUGAAUUUUUAAGGAAAUCAUUUUCGUUUCAAUCGGAGUUUUUGAAAAUCGGUGAAAUUUUGUCUAUAUUCUAUAAACCUUUCUGAAAUUACCUUUAAGAUUUGUGCAAUGGCUGGAGAACCUGAAGAAAAUGCAGGCCCUAUUGCUGAUACUUCAUCACUGGAUGCCGUAGUGGAGGAGAAUCCUAAAAAUGACAAAAAAUCAAAAAAAGGAUCAAAGAAGAAGGGGGUUUUCUCUCGAAUUUGGAAAGGAUUGUUUGGGUCUGGAAACGACGAUUUUGAGCGGAGAUUGGAGAGAAUUUCCAAGGAAGAAAAAACUGUUAUUAAUAGAAUGAGGAAGAGAGCUCAAAGGUGGGGAAGAAUGAAGCGCCAUAUUAUUAUUUUUUCUGUUCUCUUGGAGUUAGUUGCUGUGUGCUACGCAAUCAUGACAGCAAGGACAGCAGAAAACUGGAAGAUUCGGGCUUUCCGUGUUCUGCCAAUGUUUCUUUUGCCUGCUCUGUCUUCUAUUACAUAUACAGCAUUGUCUAGCUUCAUUACUAUGUGCGAACGUAAGGAUCAAAAAACAUUGGAGAAGCUACAGGCUGAGAGGCAAUAUAAAAUUGAUGAGCUUAAAGAGCGGACCAAUUUUUACUUAACACAACAGGUUAUUGAGCGAUAUGACACAGAUCCUGCAGCUAAAGCAGCAGCAGCAGCAUUCUUGGCAUCCAAAUACACUGAAGGAUCAGGAUUGAGACUAUAUCUUGAAGAGGAGGCUAAAGCCGAAGCUGGAAAAGGCAAUGAUGUGGAAUUGAUCCAACCCGGUGGCCUUAGAAACAGGAAACAACCUCAAGGAAGAGCCACUAGCCCAGGAGGCACGAUUGCUCAGCAUUCCGUUGAGACAUCUCCACAUGGUGGCAGUGAAUAUGCCCAGCAUAACCAGCAACUUUUUGUUGAUCACUUAAAAGGUCAAGGCGCCACAGCAUAUAAUAGUGGUUGGUUAUCUAGACUUGCAGCAUUACUUGUCGGUGAGGAUCCAACCCAAUGUUAUGCUCUUAUAUGUGGUAAUUGCCAUAUGCACAAUGGUCUUGCAAGUAAAGAAGAUUUUCCGUAUGUAACGUAUAUCUGUCCCCGUUGCCAUGCUGUAAAUGGGCCAAAGAUCCAGCAAGACCGUGCUUCUGGUACCGAUAAUCCAAAUAUGGUCUCUGCAGUCUCAGCAGACUACAGUCAAGUUACAAAUAGUAAUGUUGAUUCUCCAGGCGACAAAGCAGUUGGCACUAAUGAUGCGGAUACUGUCCCUGUUUCUUCGCCUGUUGAAGAUAGGGAGAAGAAUGAAGUAUCAGCGGAAGGUAAUGAAUGUUAAAGGCAUGAGCAACGACUAAUUCAAAACGUUUCCUAGUUUUUGAGUCGGUUUGGUUUUCCAAAUGCAAGGCUCCUGGGUUUUUUGUGAAAGCUGAUUGUGGUUUAACCAGUGAUCUUAAGUGAGGCAAGUUAAGUUUUAGUACGUCAAAGAAGCUUGUUGAGGCGAUAUGUUGUAGGUAAAAAGGAAUUUUGUAUUGAUAUGUAUGUUGUACUUAAGUUGUGGAAAAGCAUCAUGUAUGUGAUUAUGAUUCACUUCCAUGACUUUAUAUGAUGUUAUUUAAAUCACAAGUUGAGUUCAGAAAGUGAAUACUAUAUCUUAUGCACUAUCAUUCACUAAUUUCUUUUACAUCGAUUCCAAAUAGAAUUUAGAUAACAUUGAUUUCAGCUAAGCUUAACUUCUCUUCCAAAUGCAGCUUAAUUGGCUGUACACUGAUUUUGUUUUGAUUAUACUUAAAAAUAUAGACAGAAAGGUGUUGCUCAUGGUCCAUGGAUGAUACAAUGCAAGACUUAAAAAUUGCAAAACCAUAAGUUAAUACUUCCUCCGUUUUAAAAUACUUGCACCGAAUAUAUUAUUCUAUGCGCAUGUCG